UCCUGAAUCAGAGUUAGCUUGUUUCUGAGGGUUGUUUAGGACCGACAAGACGUGAGUCGAGGACACAAAGCAGCUGCCGGGGUGGGAUUUGUCUUUCUCUCUGUGAAGUGGACUAAAAGAAGACUUCCGGGGACUUUUGUCUCGGCGACAUGGACUACUGGAGUGCCUUGGAGGUGUACAAGGAGAUGGUGCUGCUGUACCUGGAGGAGGGCCGGCGCCACAUCAACGCCCGCUGCGCCGACCUGGAGCCGUGGCAGCUCAUCGGGGCGUCGGUCUUCACCACGCUGGGGGCCAUGUGGCUCCGAGGCUUCCUCUUCCAGCAAGAAAGCCUCACGUCCCGGAUCAAGAAGCGAUGCUUUCGACUCAUCAGGAAAAUCCCCUUCAUCGGAGUCACGAUUCAGAGGCAGCUGAACAAAGCGUUGGACGACAUGUCCCUCAGUCUGUUCACGCUGAAGGAGGGCAUGAGCUACAUGAAGGAGCUGCCCUCCAGCGGCCUCUCUCACAGCCAAGUCAUGGACAAAAUCAAAGAGUAUCAGACCCUGAAUGAGGUGCCGUGGGAGAGAGGCUGUGUUUCUGGGACCGUGUACUGGGGGGAUGAAUCCCUGACCAAACUCCUGGUGAAGGUAUACGGGGAUUUUGCGUGGAGCAACCCUCUUCACCCGGACAUCUUCCCCGGUGUCAGGAAGAUGGAGGCUGAAGUGGUCCGGAUGUCCUGCACGCUUUUCCACGGGGGACCUGCUUCAUGCGGCACCGUGACUUCAGGAGGGACCGAGAGCAUCCUGAUGGCCUGCAAGGCGUACAGGGACAUGGCGUACGAACGAGGAGUCAGGCACCCCGAGAUCCUCGCUCCCGUGAGCGUCCACGCAGCCUUCGACAAAGCGGCGCAUUACUUCGGGAUGAAGCUCGUUCACAUUCCUCUUGACAAGAAGACCAUGAAAGUAGACGUGAAGGCGAUGAGGAGAGCCAUCAGCAAGAACACGGCCAUGCUCGUCUGCUCAGCGCCUCAGUUCCCUCAUGGAAUCAUAGAUCCUGUUCAGGAAGUGGCCAAGCUGGCCGUACGCUACAACGUCCCGCUGCACGUGGACGCCUGUCUGGGCGGCUUCCUCAUCGUCUUCAUGGACAAAGCUGGUUUCCCUCUCGCUCCAUUCGACUUCAGAGUGGACGGAGUCACAAGCAUCUCUGCUGACACCCACAAGUACGGCUACGCCCCCAAAGGCUCGUCUGUGAUCCUCUACAAGGACACAAAGUACCGUCAGUACCAGUACUUUGUAGCUCCAGACUGGCAGGGGGGGAUCUACGCCUCGCCCUCCAUCGCCGGCUCCAGACCUGGUGGGAUCAUCGCGGCCUGCUGGGCGACCAUGAUGUACAUGGGAGAGAACAGAUACGUGGACGCCACCAGGAAGAUCGUCAGCACGACGCGCAAGAUCAAGACCGAAAUCCAGAAGAUUAAAGGGGUGUUUGUGUUCGGGGACCCGGAGGUGUCGGUGGUGGCCAUCGGCUCGGAUCAUUUUGACGUUUUCCGCCUCUCGAAUGCGCUGACGUCGAAGGGCUGGAAUCUGAACACGCUGCAGUUCCCAUCCAGCAUCCAUCUUUGUUGCACAGUUUUGCACACCCAGCCGGGGGUCGCCGAUCGAUUUGUUCAUGAUGUCAGAGAGCAGGUCGGCAUCAUCAUGAAAAACCCCAAAGAGAAAACCACUGGAAAGGGAGCGAUCUACGGCAUGGCUCAGUCCAUCCCAGACCGAUCCCUGGUGACUGAGAUCUCCCGCGCUUUCCUGGACUGCCUCUACAGCACCGAGGUGCCGAAGUCACACGCCAGCCACAUGAACGGCAACGGCAAAGCCCACUGAAACGAGACCGGACCUUCUCGGGCUUGAACCCUGCAGGGGAAACGCGCUCGCCUCUUCCCUGAACUCCUAACGGUUGCCUUAUCCUGCAAAACUCUGUGCACAAAAAAAAACAACAUUUAUGUCUGCAAAGCUGUUCGAAGCACAAGCCAUCACGGGUUUAAUCAUCCCAGAGGGAAACUGCUUCGUUUCUACGAGGCACAGAGAGGAAACCACUGGGUCCAAACGAUUUACGCUUUCCUUUCUAACUUCAUUUGAAUGGUCCCAUGGGAACAGUUGUCUGUUUGUGCUGUUUUAUGUUAGAAGUUGAUUUUAACGGUGAUUUUUAACAGUUAAUGCUUGUCUGCUCACCUCAUAUCAAAACCGUGCAGUUUUAUUUUACCGUCAGAACAUUUCAGCUUGUUGUUUGUGACUCCGCACCCCUCCCCACAGAAACCACUGAGACCCGGGUCCAUCAUGAACCUUGGACUUGUAGAAAAAGUUGUUUCAUGUUUUGUGUAGCUCCAUGAGUAGAAGGGGCUGCGCUGCCCUCUAGCAGGAACGCUGCUGUACUGCAGCAGCUCAGUGUUAUCCUGCAGCACUUUUCUGCAAAAACAGCAUCUUUAUUUAAAUCUCUAACGAUGUCCACGCACUGCAACGCCCCGACGAGAACACGUCGGCUUCAAGCCCCACUAAACCACUUGACUUGUGACUUUAUGGGACGUUUCUCAGCUGCGAGCGUGAAGCUUUGAGUCGUGAGAAACGAGUCGGGAUCUUUUAACGUCAUCAGGUUUAAAUAAGAGAGGAGGAGGGCGUUAAAGUUGAGAAAGCAGCUAGAGGAAUCCAAAGCUUGUUGUUUUCAUAAGAUUUCACAGAAGCUGUGUGAAGAGGUGCUUUAUUGACAGACUGAACCCUCGGCUCUUUUCCUCUUCUGGUCAACUAAUAUUUCCAAGGAGCAGAAACCAGUAGUUCAGCUCGUGUGUUUUCUGUAGUUGCCUCCUGAUUUAAUCUACCUCAGUUUCUACUCAAUGCAAAGCCAUGCUGUUCACGAUCCACUGAAACGGUCCUACAGACACAUAAACCGUCGCCAUGGCGAUGGUUAGUAAACUAAUAAUAAGGGAUCCUGUCCACUGUGACCAAGGUUUGAAAUCCACAGAUUAGUUUCAUUACGGGAGAAUUUUCUUUUUGCAAACGGUUAAUCUAAUCAGCGGGAUGUUUAAGGCCAGAACGGAUCUUGUUCUCUUCCAAGACUGUUAUUUUUGUUUUGUGUGUGUGCAAUAUGUUUUUGUUUCUUUAAUGACGCGAAACAAAAAGGGGAAUCGGAAGCGCUGUAGCGGCUGCUACUGUCGGCCUUGAACGUGGAAUCUAACCACUGCUAAUCACUUUUUCUUCUGAGAUGUUUUGAGAGAUUAGACGUGAAUGUAUUUUCUUGCAUGUAGGUAAUUUUUUCCGUCUCUUGGUUCCAUCCAUCCAACCUGAGAUACUGU
This is a messenger RNA of Nematolebias whitei (Rio pearlfish), 3310 nucleotides long. It is a transcript of the gene sgpl1, whose product is annotated as sphingosine-1-phosphate lyase 1. Gene Ontology annotation, cellular component: endoplasmic reticulum. Gene Ontology annotation, molecular function: pyridoxal phosphate binding; sphinganine-1-phosphate aldolase activity. Gene Ontology annotation, biological process: carboxylic acid metabolic process; sphingolipid catabolic process. The transcript has 14 exons. Lineage: Eukaryota; Metazoa; Chordata; Actinopteri; Cyprinodontiformes; Rivulidae. The record is from RefSeq and is a predicted model, not a curated record. Bases 150 to 1847 code for a protein of 565 amino acids.